This is a messenger RNA of Trichomycterus rosablanca, 4141 nucleotides long. Its product is annotated as NLR family CARD domain-containing protein 3-like. Gene Ontology annotation, molecular function: protein binding. The record is from RefSeq and is a predicted model, not a curated record. Bases 68 to 2578 code for a protein of 836 amino acids. NCBI's taxonomy places the organism in Eukaryota, Metazoa, Chordata, Actinopteri, Siluriformes, Trichomycteridae. The transcript has 8 exons. Gene Ontology annotation, biological process: intracellular signal transduction.
AAGUAUUUAGUGUGGAGGAGAGAAACGUGAAGAGGUUUUCCAGAUAAUCGCGUGUUACUCCAGUGUGAUGGAGGGUACGAGACCAGAUUCACCUGAACCCAGCUGUGUCUCCAUGAAGAGCGACCGGUCAAUGGAGCUUCCAAUUCACUUUAAAGAUGGAGGAUGUUCUACUGAUCUGAGAACACAAAAGAAGAAAUUAAAUGUUACUGAUCAGUUGGAAUCCAUAUUUAAGGAACUGGAGCUCAAAGUCAUCAGCAUGUUAAAGAAUGAGCUAAACAAGUUCAAAAAGCUACUGAAUGAAGAUUACCCAGCAUGCUCUGAGCAGGAGGUAAAGGAUGUGGAAGACCUGAGUAGUUUCAGAGAGGGGGCGCUAAAGAUCACACUAAAUGUUCUGAAUAUCAUGAACCAGACAGACCUCGCUAACACCCUGCAGAGGAAACUAUUAGUCUCUGUAUAUCAGAAAAAACUCAAAUCCAAUCUGAGAGAGAAAUGUAAAAGAAUCAGUGAAGGAAUCUCCCAGCAUGGAAGCUCAGCACUUCUGAAUGAGAUCUUCACAGAGCUCUACAUCACAGAGGGUUGGAGUGAAGGCGUCAGUAAUGAACAUGAGAUCAGACAGAUUGAAGCUACAUCCAGGAGACCAGCAGUACAGGUGAUUCCCAUCAAAUGCACUGACCUCUUUAAAGACACGUCCAUCAGAACUGUGCUGACUAAAGGAAUCGCUGGAAUUGGAAAAACAGUCUCAGUGCAGAAGUUCAUUCUGGACUGGGCUGAAGGGAAAGCCAAUCAGGACGUUGUCUUCAUAUUUCCACUUUCUUUUAGAGAGCUGAACUUGAUGAAGCAGAAAAAUCUCAGUCUGAUGGAACUUCUUCAUCAGUUUUUCCCAGAAGUGAAAGAUCUGCCAUCAUUAGACUGUGAUGCUUAUAAAGUUUUGUUCAUCUUUGAUGGUCUGGAUGAGUGUCGACUUCCUCUAGAUUUUCAAAAUAAUGAGCGAUGGUGUAACAUAACAAAGUCAGUAAACAUGGAUGUGCUGCUGACAAACCUCAUCAAGGGGAACCUGCUUCCCUCUGCUCACCUCUGGAUCACCACUCGACCAGGAGCAUCCAAUCAGAUCCCUCCUGAGUAUGUAACCCAGGUAACAGAGGUACGAGGGUUCAGUGACCCUCAGAAGGAGGAAUACUUCAAGAAGAGGAUCAGUGAUGAGAACCUGGCCAGUAAAAUCAUCACUCACAUGAAGUCAUCAAGAAGCCUCUACAUCAUGUGUCACAUUCCAGUUUUCUGCUGGAUCUCAGCCUCUGUUCUAGAGAGAAUUCUGGGCGGAGCCGAGAGGAAAGAGAUCCCCAAAACUCUGACUCAAAUGUUCACCCACUUUCUGAUCUUUCACAUAAAACACAAGGAACAAAAGUAUCAUGGGAAAUCUGACCCUGAUCCACACCAGACCAGUGAGACGAUACUGGCACUGGGAAAACUGGCCUUCCAACAGAUGGAGAAAGGAAACCUGAUCUUCUAUGAAGAAGACCUGACAGAAUGUGGCAUUGAUGUCAAAAACACAUCAGUGUACUCAGGAGUCUGCACCCAAAUCUUCAAAAAAGAGGCUGGACUGCACCUGGGUCAGGUCUUCAGCUUUGUGCACCUGAGUGUUCAGGAGUUUCUGGCUGCUUUAUAUGUAUUUCUCACCUUCAUCAACAAAAACAGAAAUGUGCUGGUGAUACAAAACACUGGAUUCUUUAACAUCUUUAGAAACUAUACAAACAUGUCUGACUUUCUGAAGAGUGCAGUGGACAAGGCCUUACAGAGUAAGAAUGGACACCUGGAUCUUUUCCUCCGCUUCCUCCUGGGUCUCUCACUGGAGUCCAAUCAGACUCUCUUACGAGGCCUACUGUCACAAACAGGAAGUAGCUCUUACAACAAAGAGGAAACAGUCCAGUACAUCAAGGAGAAGAUCAGUGAGAAUCCCUCUACAGAGAAAUCCAUCAAUCUGUUCCACUGUCUGAAUGAACUGAACGAUGAUUCUCUAGUGCAGGAAGUCCAACAAUACCUAAACAGAGAAGGUUCUCUUCAUCAUGAUGGACACCGUCUCUCUCCUGCUCAGUGGUCGGCUCUGGUGUUUGUGUUGCUGAACUCAGAUCAGAAGCUGGAUGAGUUUGAUUUGAGUAAAUAUUAUCCAUCACAUGAAGGUCUUCUGAAGCUCCUGCCAGUGGUGAAAGAAUCAAGAAGAGCUGAGUUGUGGGAUUGUUCUCUAACAGAGGAAAGUUGUGAAGUUCUGUCCUCAGUUCUCAGUUUAAACUCCUCCAGUCUGAAACAUCUGGACCUGAAUCACAAUAAACUGAAGGAUUCAGGAGUGAAGCUGCUCUCUGCUGGACUGGAGAAUCCACACUGUAAACUGGAGAUACUGGAGUUGUGGAGCUGCAGUAUUACAGAUGAAGGUUUUACUGCUCUGGCUUCAGCUCUGAAAUCAAAUCCAUCAUCACGUCUGAGAGAACUGCAACUGAUCCACAAUAAUCCAGGAGAAUCAGGAGUAAAACUGCUCAAAGAUCUACAGGUGGAUCCACAAUGUAACCUGAAGGAGCUACACAUCUGAUUCUAACACAUAUUGAAUUGUAAGAAGAUGAAGAGCAGUGAAGAUAAACACCAUCUACUCUUCACACUGAGAUUCUACAUGGUGACACUUUGUUCAGCUUCUUUAUGUUCUAAUCUGUAAUCUGUCAUGACAUCACUUCCUGUACAAGAUCAACACUCUCAAACCCACUCUGAAGUGCUGCUGGAUCUUCAUCUCAUUCUUCUAUACAUCAGUACUGAAGUAAUGAGAUUGGAGAGUCCAUCAGGUUUCUGGUAGCAGCUGAAUGAAUCUGAUAGACUGACCACUCAGAACCUGGUACAUGUGAGUUAAGAGCUGUGAAACAGGGUGAGGGUCCAUGUGGACUGCUUUAGAAAACCCUGCAUUAGCUUGAUGCAUUAGCAUGCUGUUCACUAUCUGGCCUGUAAUGCAGAAGCUUAAAGAUGUUUAAAGCUACUGGAGAUGUUGAGAUUCUGCCUGGAGGAGAACAUGAGGAGGAUCACUCAAGAGACCAGAGAAUCUCCAAGGAUUUUCACUGGGAAAUUAGAGACGUCAGUGAGGUCUUGAAGUGAGGACGCCUUCCUACAGAACCACAAGAUGUUUAGAGGACUGGUGGAAGAAAGUCUCUUCUGGAUGAUUCUCACCCUGGAACUUUGAAAGGAACCUUGUUGAAUGGUCAGAACAGACCUAAAAAGACAUCAAAGAGUGGAGGUCCUGGGUCCCCAAGUCCAAAUCAGACCACAGUUUUGUACAGGCUAUUACCCACAAUCCACUGUGAUCCUGUGAUGUUUCUACCAGUAACCAGUGGGUUUUUGGAAUGGUAUAUAGUCAUUUUUAUUUCCAUUUACAUAUUUGGUAUUUAGCAGAACUUUUAUCCAAAGUGACUUACAGUACUGUGACAGUAUACUGUGUAGGCAAUUGAGGGUUAAGGGCCUCGCUCAAGGGCCCAACAGUGGCAACCUGGCAGUGGUGGGGCUUGAACCAGCGAUCCUUCGAUUACUAGUCCAGUACAUAAACCACUAGGUUAUUUAACCACAUUUUAUCCAGCUAACUGAUUAAAGCAAUAAACUCCAACAGAUUAAAAUGAUGAGAAACAAAGUGAUGAUUCUUAUUAAUGAUGUUAAAUAUAGAAGAUGAUGAUAAUGUCAGUAUUUGAUAAAAGAUGCAGCAAGUGUAGCAGUUCUGUUAAUGACUAAUAAUAAUAUGAACCCUCUGAUAUAGUGGUCAUAGCAUAGUGGUCACUACAGUCACUAUUUAAAUGCAUAUGGACCCCUACAGUGGACGCUACAGUUUCAAUCAUUUCACUUCUACACUGAUUUUAUCUUCAUUCUCCAUACAGGUGAUUUAAGUUUAUGUUUCUGAUUGUUUUCUUACUCUUCUGUAGUGCUGAGAGUCUCCUCAUCAUCUUUUAUCAGAUGCACUUUAUUCUUCUGCUCAUGACAAUAAACACACACACACACACACACACAGAUACACAUGCACACACUACACACACACACACACACUCACACACACACACACACAAGAUUAUAAAUUCAUGCACAUCAAUGCAGCUUCAUUCUGCACUAGUUUUAAUAGAAAAAUUAA